AUGGUCAUUCAUAUGGAACAAGUUCUUUUUCUUCUGCUGCUUUCGCUGUAUGCGACCGUAGCCGUUGGCGAUCAUGCACCGCCAUUUAAGCCACUGCACCCCUCGGCCUACACUAAAUCGCCCCUGAUGUAUCCGAGCUUCGUGCCCAAGCAUGGCGUCGGACUCAAGCCUUACAUGACGCAGUUCCGUGCAGGCACGCGUCUAGCACCAGUAGCGAUACGGCCAGCUCCAUCAAUGAUUAUGAGUUUGAAAAGACCCAUCAAAUCCAUUCUAAGCCACCCUUCGCUUAUGAAGCAACCGCUACUGAAACGUCCCCCGCCAUCGUUAGCAUUUGCUGCGGCCAGCAUUAAGCACCACAAAUUCCACAGUUCGCCACCAGGACCGAGCACGGGUGAGAUCGUGUUCGAGAAGCUUAAGCCGAUUACCACGAAGCUGACAUCUCACAAGGAUGGAGCUAUCCAUACGAUCCCCGCUCCGAACCUGGGACUGACGAAACCUCCGAAAACUCCAAACCAGAUACGCGUAACGUCCUACGACGAUAGCAACAAGCUGGAGAUCGAGGUGAAAACAACCAAGCCAACGUAUACACCGCAACCCGCCUUUUUGAACCUAAGCCCAACCCCUGCUCCCGUCGCUGGGGUCUACAGUCAUCAUGCAAUCAGCCAUCCACACCAGUAUCAGGUGACUGAAGAACAUUCGAACGAUGUGACCAUAGGUGAUUUGUACUCCGGCAAAAAGACUUACUUCGCACCUGAUCCGGACCCAUCGCUGCCAAGCAAAACGCUCGUACCGACGUCCGAUCCGCUUAGCAUACCGAGCAAUGGGAAGUUUGCUCCAACCAGCGUGCUCGUACAAUCUCCGGUAGCACACUACCCGGUGCAACCGCAAUCCAGCGCCUCGGCCGUGAUCCAGUACGUCAACGCAGUCCCGCAGGCCAGCUACGCUAUACCGCUCGCCACCCAACCGCAGCUACAGCAACACAUUCUACAGCAAACUGCGAUGCUGCAGGAGAUGCCUGUUUCGCUCUAUAAUCCCACCUAUCUUGUGACCCAAUCCAACAACCUCUUCAAUACCCACCAACAGCAGGGAUCCGCGAAUCUCUUCAAACCGGACACCAGCUUCCUUGGAACGAUGCAGCAACAGCAGCCACCACAUCAACAGGUUCAUCAUAUCCAAACACAAACGCAGGCACCACCGGUCCCAACUACCGUGCUUUUCAACUCGUACAACACAGCCUACAAGCACAACGAACCAGCCGCCAGCACGGGUCAGAUCCUUUCCGCUACGCAGGAUCAACUGCACGAGCUACAAUCCGUGGUCAAUCAAAUUCAGCUGAAUGACAUACACAACCACCAUUCGUCCGAUAUGCCUACGUACGCGCAGCUUGUAGGACACGAGCAACCGGCGAUUCAUCAACAGCAGCUUCCCCAGCUAAACCAGCUCGAACAACAGCUUCAGCAACAGCUGAUCCAGCAACAUCAGCAGGAAAAGGGAAACCCGCAGCGGCCGAUGACGGAUGCCGAGAUUGCGAACCUUCUCAACUACGGUAUGAUUAAUCUGCACAACAAUUUAUCUCCGAGCGACUAUUACCAUUAUCAGGUAGAUCAACCGACGGCUGUACAGUCAUCGGGGCAACACACGUUCUACGAGCUGUCGGAGCGGCAGAAGGAAAACGAUCGUAUACUGGCACAGGCACAGCAGGAGCUGUAUCACCAACAGGCACAGCAGCAGCAGUACCAGCAGCAACAGCAACAUCAGUAUCAGCAGCAGUUACAACAUCAGCAGGAGCAACACAAUGUACAACAGCAUCCGCUGCCCCAGCAGUACCAGCAGGAUAGCCAUUCCGACUAUUUGCAGGCGUACCAGGAGCAUCAGCUGGCCGUUUCCAACAUUCUAGGCCUGCAAGACAAACAAUCUGCACCUGGAGGUACUGCACAGCAACAGCAGCAGUACCACCAACAUGCCGCCAUCGGAAGUACGAUCGAGCCACAAACGACCCAAAGCCCGCUACGGAUAUACGUACCAGAUGGAGAGCACGAAUACUCCAACAAUAUAAAUGCACAAAAACGGAUGGAUGAGAUCGAUUUUGAGUACGCCGAUGCGGACGAAGGCCAGGAUCAGAGUUUGGAGGAUAGUACUGCGACAAAUGCCCAUGCGCGGAACGAUGAAGCUAUCACACCAUCCUCAUCCGACGAUAGUACCACCACCAAUGCCUUCUACGAUGAACGGACAGCGGAUGAUGACAGCGAAGGUGAAAGUGUGUACUACAACAAGAAUCUUAACAACCAUCGGCUCGACUGAGGAUCG
Anopheles maculipalpis is the source of this 2307-nucleotide messenger RNA. Its product is annotated as GATA zinc finger domain-containing protein 10. The record is from RefSeq and is a predicted model, not a curated record. Bases 1 to 2301 code for a protein of 766 amino acids. NCBI's taxonomy places the organism in Eukaryota, Metazoa, Arthropoda, Insecta, Diptera, Culicidae. The transcript has 7 exons.